AUGAAAAUGAUCAUAGCUCUCGCCGCUCUCGUGGCUGUCGUUUCUGCUGCUCCACAGCGUGGGAUAGAUACCUUUGAUGCUUCGCAACCCUCCUUCUUCCAGAAUCCUCUCACAUUCUUCAACACUGCCCCCUCCUACGACAAAGAAGUAGAAAAGAUUACCAUUGUUAGUGAAGAGCCACACAACAACAAUGGCCACAGUCCUUACAGAUUCUCUUACCAGCUGUCUAAUGGUCAGUUCCACAGAGAAGUCGCCGAAGCCGUGCUGUUCCGUGAUCCCAAAACCGACAAAGACUUCACCGUUUAUAGAGUUAAAGGGUCAUUCGGUUAUCCUGACGGAAACGGAAAUAUCAUAACCGUCAACUACGUUGCCGAUGAAAAUGGUUUCAGACCCGAGGGAGAGCACUUACCUAAGAAUUAUCGCAAAGGAAAAUAG
This is a messenger RNA of Copidosoma floridanum, 435 nucleotides long. Its product is annotated as endocuticle structural protein SgAbd-6. Gene Ontology annotation, cellular component: chitin-based extracellular matrix. Gene Ontology annotation, molecular function: structural constituent of chitin-based larval cuticle. Lineage: Eukaryota; Metazoa; Arthropoda; Insecta; Hymenoptera; Encyrtidae. The record is from RefSeq and is a predicted model, not a curated record.